UAGGUCCCCAAGUCUCAGUUUAUCACGUGAUGACGUAAUUGACGUGAAAAAUCAAGAAAGGCUUCAAUAUCUUCAAUCUUCACACAGACAGAACAUUUCGUCUUUUAAAACGAAUAUUAACGAGUUACUUCAAGAAUGAAUAAACUCAAAGAGCGUAAGAAAAUAUAUUGCAAUGUUUGCUCCACAUAUAUAUCAUCCGUCUUUUUAGUUGUUUGACUGUAACUUCUGUGGCAGAAACUUUAUUGGCGAUUCAUGAAAAUGGGAAGAAACACAAAAGGUUUUUGAAAAAUCGUGAGGAUAAGAAGAACAGUGCUGAUCGUAGUAUUUAUGUUCGUGGUUUUAAAAACAGUGCAACUUUGGACAGUGAUAUAAAUGAAUAUUUUUCUCAUUUUGGAAAAAUUGUAAAAUAUUUUGUUGAUAAGGAGAAGACAAAAUAUGCCAUUAUUGAGUUUGAAAGUUCAAUGAUUGUUCAGACUAUUCUAUCUUCAAAGCACUUGCCAUUACUUAAUGGUAGGAAGUUGAUCAUAAAAAAACGGACUUUCAAAGAACAAACUGAAGAAAGUAGCAAGCAACCUAGCCCUAAAUUUGAAAAACACAAAGGAUGGAAGAGCAGAAACUGUUAUUUAAACCAGGAUGUUAUUGAAAGAAUGAAAAUGUUAUCUUUGUUGGAUGAACAGAUACAAGAACUUGCUACAUCAAUAUCCUUAAAUGAUGAUGACCUAAAACUAAGAAAUCUUGUGAUAAUGUAUUUACAAGAAAUAUUUGUUGAAGUAUUUCCUACGUGCAAGAUCGUGCCAUUUGGAUCGAUGGUGACUGGACUUGGUUUGAAAGGAGCAGACAUUGAUCUUUGUCUUCAAGUUGAUGCAGAUAUUUUACAUUCAGUCAUUGACCAGUGUGAUGGUGCUUUUGACAUCACUGAACAAGUGUUAGAUUUUAUUGUUGAUGUUCUGAGAAAAUUUGCAGCAGGAUUUAAAAAUGUCAUCAAUGUUGUUUCCGCAAAAUGCCCUUUAGUUAAAUUUUGCCAUCGUGAUUCUGGGUUAUCUUUUGAUUUGUCAGUCAAUAACAGGUUGGCUUUGAGAAAUACGAACUUGAUUCGGUCAUAUCUUUCUUUGGACGGGCGCAUUCGAACAUUAGCUAUCGUCUUAAAGAAUUGGGGGGCGUCAAAAGGUGUUUCAGGUCGAGGUGGAGGUCAUCGGUUAUCAAAUUAUUCACUUAUGAUAAUGCUGUUACAUUUUCUCCAGCGUACGCGACCGCCAGUCAUUCCCGUGUUACAAUUUACAAGCAGCUCGUCGGAGAGCACUGAUGAGGAUGAGGAUGGUGAUGUUGUCAAUAUAAAUGGCUGGGAUUGCAGUUUUUACUCAAAUGUUUCACACACAUCUGAAAAUAUGGAAUCGUUAGGUAAACUAUUGAAUGAGUGGUUUCUAUAUUUUAGCGAAACAUUUGAUUAUUGUAACGACGUUAUUACGAUUCAACGGGACAUUCAUCAGCGCAUUUCAAAAGCUGCUGUUAAGAAUUUACGCGGAAAAGCUAAAAACUCGAGAAUCUUCGAACUAUCCCCUUUGUGCGUUCAAGACCCAUUUGAUCUAUCUCACAACUUGACUCAAAAUAUUUCAAUGGAAACUCUCGAGCUUUUCUGCAAAUUUUGUCGUGAAGCGAAGAUUCUGCUUUCUUGUUGCUUCGAUGCACAGCCAAAUAAUGCGGAAAGGAAUUUAAAAAAAAGUGAUGGUUUCAUUGACCUAUUUCUCGUACCAAACAACGAAGAACGAAAGUCGGAUAAACACGUUUAUUCUUUUAAGAUUCCUUAUGUCUCAUCCACUUAUAUCCCUCUUAGUCCUUUGGAAAAGACUAGUAAGUUUGUUCUGAAUCUUUUAAAGAAUGAUUUACGAAUAAUAUGUGAACGCCUAAACGAAAAAGUGGAAGAGGAAGCUGGUAUAAUUGGGCCGACGCCGUUAACUAAGGAGAUGAAUGAUGACCUUGAAAGUGGAAAAAUUAAAAGGGAAAAGCAAAAUAAAAACAUUGUUCUAGAGGAAAUCGUUUUAAUAAGUGGACAUUCAGCAAUAAAAGAGGACGUUUCUUCAUUCUCCUGUAAGAGAAGACGCGACUAUGGUGAAAAAGAAGAACAAUAUUCUAAUCAUGGGAAACGAUUAAAAAUGGAUGUCGAAAAAGAAAAAAAGUUUUUUGAUUUUUUGUGUGUAGCUUACGAGGUCAGCUGGCUUAAUCGACGUCGCCAACGACGGGUUCACGCGAUAAACGGCAAAGCAAGAAACUUUGGCAGUUACAUUGAGCAGGGGUGCUCUGUGGUAAAUACAAACUCAUGCACUUUGCAAUGUUCUAAUACUGGAGCAGAUACAAACUUAAGUACUUUGCAAUGUUCUAAUACUGGAGCAGAUACAAACUCAUGUACUUUGCAAUGUUCUACAACUGGAGCUGAUACAAACUCAAGUACUUUGCAAUGUCCUACAACAGGAGCAGAUACAAACUCAACUACUUUGCAAUGUUCUACUCUAGGAGCAGAUACAAAGUCAGCUAAUUUGCAAUGUUCUACAACAGGAACAGAUACAAAGUCAACUACUUUGCAAUGUUCUACAACAGGGGCAGAUACAAACUCAACUAUUUUGCAAUGUCCUACUCCUGGAGCAGAUGCAAAGUCAACUACUUUGCAAUGUCCUACAACAGGAGCAGAUAGAAACUCAACUACUUUGCAAUGUUCUACUCCAGGAGCAGAUAAAAACUCAGCUACAUUGCAAUGUCCUACAACAGGAGCAGAUACAAACUCAGCUACAUUGCAAUGUCCUUCAACAGGAGCAGAUACAAACUCAAGUACUUUGCAAUGUCCUACAACUGGAGCAGAUACAAAGUCAACUACUUUGCAAUGUCCUACAACAGGAGCAGAUACAAACUCAACUACUUUGCAAUGCUCUACAACAGGAGCAGAUACAAAGUCAACUACUUUGCAAUGUUCUACAACAGGAGCAGAUACAAACUCAAGUACUUUGCAAUGUCCUACAACUGGAGCAGAUACAAACUCAGCUACAUUGCAAUGUCCUUCAACAGGAGCAGAUACAAACUCAAGUACUUUGCAAUGUCCUACAACUGGAGCAGAUACAAAGUCAACUACUUUGCAAUGUCCUACAACAGGAGCAGAUACAAACUCAACUACUUUGCAAUGCUCUACAACAGGAGCAGAUACAAAGUCAACUACUUUGCAAUGUUCUACAACAGGAGCAGAUACAAACUCAAGUACUUUGCAAUGUCCUACAACUGGAGCAGAUACAAAGUUAACUACAUUGCAAUGUUCUACAACAGGAGAAGAUAGAAACUCAAGUACUUUGCAAUGUUUUUCAGAAUUUGAAAACGAAUGUCAUCAGAAGGGUGCAACAUUGCCUAUUUUUAAGUUUAAACUUACCAUUGUGGAGCAAAUUUGCAAGGAAGAUGUAGAGAUUGACAAUGAAGUGUGUGAGGUUGUUUUGACAUAUCUCAAAGGCUCAUUUUCCUACUUCUCCAAUUUUUAUGCUUUUUUUAAGAAGUUUUUGUUGCAGAAAUUAAAUUCAGCAAAUGAUUGAAA
Xenia sp. Carnegie-2017 is the source of this 3565-nucleotide messenger RNA. Its product is annotated as speckle targeted PIP5K1A-regulated poly(A) polymerase-like. Gene Ontology annotation, cellular component: nucleus. The transcript is spliced from 6 exons. Gene Ontology annotation, molecular function: poly(A) RNA polymerase activity; RNA binding; zinc ion binding. The coding region runs from base 462 to 3563 and encodes 1033 amino acids. Lineage: Eukaryota; Metazoa; Cnidaria; Anthozoa; Malacalcyonacea; Xeniidae. The record is from RefSeq and is a predicted model, not a curated record.